GGUCUUCGAAGAUCAUCCGUGAAGUAAUAAUAAAGACUGUCGUCCAUGUCAGGGGGGCCAGCUAAUGUCUUCAUAAUAUGCCCUUUCUCUUCCUCGCUGAAGACACCGGCGGCAGUGUCCUCAAGGUGAGAGUAGUCGCCUAUGCACUCAUAGGCCAAGUAAAACAAGUAGACGUUCGUGAGACCAAGACAGACCAUCUGAUCAGCUGUGUCUGCCAGCUCGAAGAUCCUUUGGCGUUCGACAGUUUCUGCGGUCACAACAAAUUUCAUGAAUCCUACUAUGGAUUCGGGAGAGAAAGACGUCAAUUCGUGCUUACCCACAGCUAUCAUAAUAUCUCGGAGCCUCCAUCGGCUUGUAACCCACGGGCCGAACGAGGAGAGACCAAACCCAUGAGAACUCAUUGUUCCGUAUUAUCUCUCCUAGCUUUCCACCAUGUACCCCUUCAUGGCGUACUUACAGAUCCCAAUACUGCCCCAUAGCUUAAUCGAGCAGAAUACGGACAGCUUAAGAACAGAGAUCAGGUGUUUGCACUUUGAAAGAAUCACAGCAUAUAUAGAGAUUCCAAAACGAAGAAAAUAGCAAGAUGAUA
This is a messenger RNA of Somion occarium, 589 nucleotides long. The record is from the annotation of a GenBank genome assembly. Lineage: Eukaryota; Fungi; Basidiomycota; Agaricomycetes; Polyporales; Cerrenaceae.